Salvelinus fontinalis (brook trout) is the source of this 2393-nucleotide messenger RNA. RefSeq names its product NK6 homeobox 1 (gene nkx6-1). The record is from RefSeq and is a predicted model, not a curated record. Gene Ontology annotation, biological process: cell differentiation; regulation of transcription by RNA polymerase II. Gene Ontology annotation, cellular component: nucleus. Gene Ontology annotation, molecular function: RNA polymerase II cis-regulatory region sequence-specific DNA binding; DNA-binding transcription factor activity, RNA polymerase II-specific. Bases 593 to 1588 code for a protein of 331 amino acids. The transcript is spliced from 3 exons. NCBI's taxonomy places the organism in Eukaryota, Metazoa, Chordata, Actinopteri, Salmoniformes, Salmonidae.
GCUCACGCUUGACACACCGCCUACGUCACCGUUGGGUUACCCAAUCGCAACAGAAACACCCCGUCUACUUUCUGUUUUCUACUCUCAAAGUUUUUACUUUUGCGGUAAAAGACAGCGGAAAGUGAUGAUAAUGUUUUAUUAUCUCAAUGAUCGUCUUGUGCAUCGGAAAGAAAUGGUGGCGUUUUAUCAAUAGAUUUCAAACAUUCAAUAAUAUCAUCUCUAAAGCAGUCUGUCCAAGUUAGCGAGGACGACGUGGGAAAUUCAUCCUAUUUGAACGACUUUAUUCUCAAGAUUUGCAAGGUUGAAGAAGCGGAGUUAUCCCUGUAAUAAUGGGUAUUGGAUCUCGGCUAAAUUAAUCUGGGAUUUCAUCUAGCAUGGUUUCGUUUUAAAACACGACAUUUUCAUUUUAGAGACAAUUUUUCAGGCGCUCAGUUUGCAAAUGUUGAAGUUGGGCUAAUAUUGGCCUACCUCCAAGGAGACUUUUAUUAUUUUGUCUGUUUGAUGAGAAAAACUUUCCAUUAUCACUUGAGAACGUGAGCAUUGCGGGUAUUUUUGUUGUUGACAUAACCGUCGCAUUUACCUAUUCUCGGUUAUGUUAGCCGUGGGGCAGAUGGACGGGUCCAGACAGAGCGCUUUCCUCUUAAGCACCCCACCUUUAGCAGCUCUGCAUAGCAUGGCGGAGAUGAAGACCCCACUCUACCCAGCCUACCCGUUAUCUUCCACCGGGCCGGCCUCUUCUACCUCACCUACUGCCACCUCUCCAAACCCCGGUGGCAUCCCGGUGUCCUCACCGGGGAUCAAACCAUCCUCCGGAAUGUCAUCUCUCGGAUCCCCCCAUCAAUGCAGCGCGCUAGGAACACCUCAUGGAAUAAACGACAUCCUCAGUCGUCCCUCGAUCCUUUCCCCAGGAGCUGCUGCUGCCGUUGCUGCGUCCUCUUCUGCCGGAAUCUUGUCCGGAAUGCCCCGCUUCAGUAGCUUGAGCCCCCCGCCACCCCAUGGGCUCUACUUCAGCCCCAGCGCUGCAGCAGUGGCAGUGGCUCGCUACCCCAAGCCGUUGACAGACCUUCCAGGCAGGACCCCGAUAUUCUGGCCAGGAGUCAUGCAAAGCCCACACUGGAGAGACGCCAGGUUCGCAUGUUCACCCCAUGCUUUAUGUUUUACAUUUUCAGAUCAGAAUUCUGUACUGCUCGACAAAGAUGGAAAAAGAAAACAUACACGUCCCACCUUCUCUGGACAACAAAUAUUUGCCCUGGAAAAGACUUUUGAACAAACGAAAUACCUCGCUGGGCCAGAGAGAGCACGACUGGCCUAUUCGUUGGGAAUGACAGAGAGUCAAGUGAAGGUGUGGUUUCAAAACCGAAGAACUAAAUGGAGAAAACGGCACGCGGCUGAGAUGGCUUCGGCAAAGAAGAAGCAGGAUUCUGAGACCGAGAGGCUGAAAGGGGCUUCGGAGAACGAAGAUGAUGAUGAUGAUUAUAACAAGCCGUUGGACCCUAACUCAGACGACGAGAAAAUAACACAACUACUGAAAAAACACAAACCAAACUCCUCACUCCUUAUUCAUACGUCAGAAAACGACAGUUCGUAGACAGACACGGGGGGGAAAUACUUUUGACGCAACAUUUCAAAGUGGAACUGGUGCAGGUUGUCCCUUUUCUCGUCCAAGUUUUGAAAUUAAUAAAUUUGCACGAGGACGGAGGACGCAUGCCAGAUCAAAGGACUAGACGCAAUUUUGUAGUCUGGAUCAUUGGCCAAAACAUGGACUCUUCAAUUUAUAGAAGUUUCAGCAUUAAGAAGAUGGUACUUACAUGUAAAUAGAAACGUGAGUUGUAUUAAAUAGAAAUUAUAUUACUGUGAAUAUUUAUGUGUAAAAAAAAAAACUUUUUUUUGUAUCAAGUACUGCUGAGUCUCUUCCUCUCAGUUCUGACGUCUGACAUUGUUCUAGCUUUGUCAAUUGUUAAAAGCGUAGCCUAUAUUCUCAUCUUCAUUUUCGUUUAGUAUUUGAAAUUUACAUUACAUUUCAUAGUGAAGUAAUAAGAUACACCUGUUUAUAGGACCCAAUUUUCAACCUUUAUGGACUCCGAAACAAUAUCAGAACAAGCUUACCUAAACCUAUUCGCUUUGUAUACUGAGUAUAAGAGAAAAAAUAAAUUAAAUUGGCCACAUAUUUUACGUGUGAAAAAUACUGGUUGUGACACAAUUGAAGUACAUUUGUAAUAUACAUGAAUACUGUUUGUCUCCCUAUUGGUAAAAUGUUUUUUCCCCCACAUGUUACUUAAUUUAUAUAAUGUUUUAAGUUUGUAACAGUGAUUGAAUCCUGCAUAAAUGUGUAGGCCUAACGUUACCGCAGGUUCAUAUGUAAUGCACUUUUAUUUAAUAAAAGAUAAAAUGCA